AUGCUUGAAGAUCUAGCAAUAACAAAUUAUGUUGCAUCACAUUCAGUGGAAAUUGAAUGUGAAGAAGGUAGGUUUGGCCUGGAUUGUCUUCAGCAAUGCCACUGUGCUCCAGAAACCUGUGAGAUACAGAGAGGAUUGUGCAAAGGACAGUGUCUUGAUGGCUGGAUAGAACCAUACUGUCAAAGAAUAUCACGCUAUGAAGUAGUAAGAGUAAAUCCAUACCAACCAUCUAUCAUCACGUGUUAUGUUGAGGGGAUCCCACUUCCCGAUGCCUCAUCAGUUGAUCUUCGUCGACGUAUCGACACCAACACUUACAACAUCACAGGAAUCACCAAGCGAUCAAGCUCUGUAUCAGGGUCAGAACGGGCUGUUGUCUUUGAUAUUGAAAGAGUUUAUCCACCAGAAGAUGGGGACUAUGUUUGUGGUCUCAUUGUAGACCAGUUCUACCCAACAAGCAUUACUAAUGUAACUUAUGUUCUUCCUGUCAUAAGUACGGCACCAUCUAUUGUCAGCACCACUUCAACUACAGUAUCUAUACAAUGGAAUGCCUGGUCUGCAGGAAAAGACAUAGGUGAUCCUCCCCUUAUAGGAUAUGAUGUAUUUGUAAGAAAAGGUGGCAACUGGGAAACGGAUCAGAGAGUAGGUCACUCUAGCACUUCAGCUACUGUUAGUAACUUGACUCCUGACACAGAAUACAGGUUUCGUGUUGCAGCCGUGAGGGAAGGAGAGGGUGGAACAGGUCCAUGGUCUCCAAGGAUUGAUGCAAUCACUCUUUGUACAGCACCAAUGUCUCCCCCAGCUGGAAUACAGGUGACAGCCAACAAUCCUAAAGAACUAGAAGUGACAUGGGAGUUCAUCUCUUUGGAAUCAGCAAAUUGCAGAAGUGGUGUGACCCAUUAUAUAAUUUACUAUGCUCUCUUUGGUUCAUCGUCCACAAACUCUCGCAUAGUUUCUAAUGAUACACGCUCCUAUACGAUAACAGGGUUAGAGACCUAUCUGGACUAUAUCAUUCAAAUAAGUGCUUCAAAUAAAGAUGAGGAAGGUGACAAGAGCAGGGAGACAACUGGCAAAACACAGGAAGAAGUUGCACCAGCUCCUAUCAACGUGGCCAUACCAAGAAGUACCGAAAGUUCUUUCACUGUGUCGUGGUCCACUCCUCUCCCACCGAACGUAAAUGGUCGUAUUCAGAUGUACAACAUUCGCUUCAAGCAAAGUGAUCAAGGAGAUGAUGAUGAUUAUAUCAUGGAAAAUGUGUUGACAGUUGCAUUUGAAGCAGAACAUACUGUGACGAAUCUUAUGUAUGGUGUUAACUAUACUGUUCAGGUCAAAACUGUAAAUGGAGCUGGUUCUAGUAAGUGGUCGUACCCAGUCAUAGCUAAGCCCAUCCUUUCUGGUCAUCACUGUAACGGGGCGCAAGUAGGCACUAUAAUUGCAGGUGUUUCAAUACCUCUAAUCAUCAUCAUCAUCUUCCUCAUCAUUCUCAAUGUUGUUACCUAUAGGAGGGCCAGGCUAAGACAUCCAGUCACCGAAUCGCCAAGAAAUACUGCACGUGAGCAAUCCCCAAAGUAUGAGAACCCUGUAUUUGAUGCGUCCACGUGCACCUGCAAUAAUGUGGAUAAACACACAUACCAAGAUCUCGAUAUCGACACCAGGGACUACCAGAACCUUACUGACCCCCAUAUAUAUCAAGGGCUUAAGAAAACCAGCAUCGAUACCUCGCAUCAGAGUGUCAACCAACCAGAGCCGGAAAUCACUUAUGAAUACAUUUAGAAUUGACUCCAAUGCACAGUUCCACUACCGAAUUACAGAAUGAAGCAAGUGCCAGAAGUGAUGUGCGUGUAUAUCUUCGUGUGUUGGUUGGAGGAUGCGUCUGUGUGUGUGUGUGUGUAAGAAAGUAAUAACAGAAUAUCAGUGUCAAUAAUUAAUAUAUGGGUGAGUAGGGGUAUGAAGAAUGAGGGUGUGUGUGAGUAUGGUAUGAAAAAUUAAUAUAAGGGUGUGAGUAUGGUGAACAUAACUAAUAUGAGGGUGUGGGUGUGUAUCAGUGUGAAGAAUGAAUAUGAGGGUGUGGGUAUAUAAGUAUAUCAGUGAAGAAUGAAUAUGAGGGUGUGGGUGAGCAGAAUGAAUAUGGGGGGUGUGGGUGAGCAUGGGUGUGUAUAAUAAAUAUAUCAGAUUAUGGGUGAGUAUGGUGAAUAUAAUUAAUACGAGGGUGUGGGUGGGGAAGGUGAUAAGAAUAAAUAUAAGGGUGUUGGUGAGUAUGGAUGUGAAGAAUGAGGGUGUGUGUGAAUAUAGUAUGAAGAAUGAAUAUGAGGGUGUAAAUGAUUAUGUGGGUGAGUAUAGGCGUGACUAAUUGAUAUAAGGAUGUGGGUGGGUAUCGUCUGGAAGUACAAACUGAGGGAGUGGGUGUGUAGUGAUAUGAAGAAUGAAUACUGUGUGAUAAAAAAUAUGAGGAUGUGGGUGAGUGUGUGGUGUGAAAAAACAAUAUCACUGUGAAGAUACUAUGAGAGAGUGUGUGAGAUUGGGGUGAGAUUAUGCGAAGCAUAAAUACGAGAGUGUGUGAGUACGGGUGUGAUAAGAGCAUUAUUUUGAUCUGGUUAGUAUGGGUGUGAAGAUGUAAUAGGAAAAUCUUAUUGAGAAAUUAAAAUUAAUGAAUGUCUUUAAUGAGAAAGGGAGAAGAACAUUUAGAUUUGAAAUAAAGUUGUUCGUGACUGAUUUACAGUGUAAGGUAUUUCUACUAAGUUUGUAAUCUUUGUUUAAUUGUUCUAAUAAGUAUGUGUAUGAAAAAUAUAUGUAUAGUUUGCAUUCAUAUAUAUAUAUUCAAUGAUUAUGUAGCAAUAUUCAUGUUUGAAAGAGAAAAACAAAAUACUAUUUAAAACCCAACUAUAACAGUAUAAGGGGUGAGAGGGGGGCACUUUAUCGGUAUUCAAGAAUGGGUCUUGAAGUGAAUAUGGGAGAAAAUAUGUGACCCACCAUCACCCCAAAAACCAAGGAAGGAUCUUUAAAAAUAGCUAUAACAGUUAUGAAUUUAGUCGGC
Lytechinus pictus (painted urchin) is the source of this 3031-nucleotide messenger RNA. RefSeq names its product angiopoietin-1 receptor-like. The transcript has 9 exons. Gene Ontology annotation, molecular function: protein binding. The record is from RefSeq and is a predicted model, not a curated record. Bases 1 to 1770 code for a protein of 589 amino acids. NCBI's taxonomy places the organism in Eukaryota, Metazoa, Echinodermata, Echinoidea, Temnopleuroida, Toxopneustidae.